AUAGUGCGAACGAGUCGGCAAUAUGACGCUAGAGUUACUCUCGUAAGGUAUAAACGUUCGCUGCGUAGUGCUUUCUCUGUUGCACGCACAGGCCGAGGAAAGUAAAUGGGCAUGCGAGGACGACUACGACGACGAAACUGAAAUAAAAUAAUCUUGCUCGCCACGUCAAUACGCCCUAAUCUCGUACACUAAUCGUAUUGAUCUUGGUGAUACAAGAGUUGACUCGGGUAAAGAGUCUCGGCGGGUCGUGCCCUGUAUAGCCGGUUGCCUGUACUGGCCGCGAGACUCGACCGAGUCUCUUGAUUACGGGAGAAGGUUCACUGGUAAGCAAACGUUGAUAGACACUUGCGAGUACGUACCAGUGUGCGCUGUGACUUGACGGCUGAUAAUAGUAAUUGAUAGUAGGCGUUAAAGCCAAGCCAACGUGCCUGUAACUCUUUCAAUACACAUUAUCUAAAUUACGAUUUUUACCCUGUUAAAAUAGUUAUUAGAUAAAAUAUUAAUUAACCUACAAGAUACAGAGUGGUGGAGAUGCAUCGUCGCCGAGGAAGAACAAGUCCUUCUGUAGAACGUGAAGAAGUUGAGAAGAAUUUACGUUACUUGGAAGAGAAUGAAGAACAGGAAGGUAAUAAUCAGAAAGAUGAUAACAACGAUGAAGAGGAGGAUGAAGACGUUUUACGUGCGAUGACAGUGGAAGGAAUACGCGAUAGAAUGCAGCAAAUGCGCCAAGAUGUAUUAGAACAAGUUAACGAACAAUGGAAUGAGAUGCUCUCUGACGUGCUGCAACGACUGGAGGCGAAUGUGUCCGGUUCUGGGUCUGGAAAUAAAAUCUUUGAAGAUACUGACAAAUAUGUUGAUCGUCGGAAAUCUCAAAAAGAAGGUAUUCUGUCGGACAAAAGAUUCCAGCCGAGAAAUUCUCUUCUCACUGACCUCUUCAAGAUCAAACAUUUCAGAACGAUCUACAACAUCUUCGUAGUUAUCCUUAUAAUUCUAUUUAUAAACACUGCGGUAUGCGAUAUCGUGGAUACUGGCUCAACUCAUCUAGGUGUGAGAACAAUUAUGUUGGGAUUUGGAAAAUUUCCUACAGUUAUUAAUAUCUGGCUGCUCAUGAAAGGGUCAACCUUCGCCUUAUACAUAAUUUUCAGCUUUUGGGCCAGUCAGCGCUCUACGUUACCAGCAAAAACAUUGCCACGGAAGAUCCUAGAUUAUGGUUGUUUAGCGUUAUUUAUACUUUAUCAAGCAGCGUUCAUCGCUUUGCCAGUAAAGGCUAUACUUGCAGAAGAUUUACCUCCAGUCUCCAGUUUAGUUGUCUUGAUGGAGCAGGUUCGAUUGCUAAUGAAGACGCAUGCCUUCGUGAGAAGCACAGCUCCAAAGAUGAUGCUCGAAGAAUCGCAAAAGUUACAGAAGACACAAAAGUCACAGGUGGAUAUUUCCGGUUCGUCGAAAUGUCCAGGGUUUUCAAAGUUCCUUUACUUUAUGUUCGCCCCGACGCUCGUAUAUCGGGACAGCUAUCCGCGAACACAGCAAAUAAAUUGGCGAAAAGUCAUCUGGAAUUACACGGAAGUCGUCCUGGUUGUCUUCUACGUUGCUUUCGUAUUCGAGCGUUUCCUCGUACCAGACUUUCGUCAAUUUGGGGAACAUCCUCUGGAACCACGUGCUCUUAUACUAAGUAUAUUUAGUACCAUGAUGCCAGGGAUCCUGGUCUUCCUUUGUGGAUUCUAUUGUCUUCUUCACUCGUGGAUGAACGGCUCGGCAGAGCUGUUACGCUUCGCCGACAGAAUGUUUUACAAGGAUUGGUGGAAUUCGACUUCGUAUGACGCAUACUAUCGUACCUGGAACGUUGUGGUACACGACUGGCUUUAUACGUAUAUAUACAAAGACAUGUAUGAAAUAGUUACACCGCGAAAUAAGGUCCUCUCAACAUUCACGGUCUUUGCCGUCUCAGCGAUUUUCCACGAGUACAUCCUAGCAUUCGCCUUCCGGUUCUUUUAUCCGGUAAUGCUACUUAUGUUUGGCGGUAUUGGUCUCGUUCUUGUCUUUCUGACCAGGAAACAUGACAAAGCUGGUGGUAAUAUCUUCGUGUGGCUCACUCUCUGUAUCGGUAGCGGAGUUCUUCUUAGUCUUUACUCCAUGGAAUAUUAUGCUAGAAUUAAUUGCCCACCUUAUCAAGAUAGUUUUCUUGAUCUGUUUUUACCACGAAGUUGGACCUGCCAUCGUUUGUAGUUGAUAAUUGAUAAUAAAGAGUCCAUUAUUAAAAUUUUAAGGUGCUUUCUAGUGUUCUUCGGGAUCUAGAGAUAUACAGUUAUCAAUUUAUAUAAAGAUGAAAUGAGCGGCUAAUAAAGAAAAAAUUAAUACAA
Messenger RNA from Cephus cinctus (wheat stem sawfly), 2357 nucleotides. RefSeq names its product sterol O-acyltransferase 1. The record is from RefSeq and is a predicted model, not a curated record. The transcript is spliced from 11 exons. Gene Ontology annotation, biological process: cholesterol metabolic process. Gene Ontology annotation, cellular component: endoplasmic reticulum membrane. The coding region runs from base 532 to 2223 and encodes 563 amino acids. NCBI's taxonomy places the organism in Eukaryota, Metazoa, Arthropoda, Insecta, Hymenoptera, Cephidae.